Messenger RNA from Apus apus (common swift), 4728 nucleotides. RefSeq names its product CAS1 domain containing 1 (gene CASD1). The transcript is spliced from 18 exons. The record is from RefSeq and is a predicted model, not a curated record. Lineage: Eukaryota; Metazoa; Chordata; Aves; Apodiformes; Apodidae. Bases 545 to 2734 code for a protein of 729 amino acids. Gene Ontology annotation, cellular component: Golgi membrane. Gene Ontology annotation, molecular function: N-acetylneuraminate 9-O-acetyltransferase activity.
UGGUGAACCUGACAGGGCUGCUCACAGGUGCACUAGGGUUACAGGGGUGUUGGGAGCUUUGCCGAUUCCUCUUCUUUUGGGAUGUUCUGGCCCUGAAGCUGUGAAUCUUGGCGUGAUCCGUAAAUGCUCACGCAACGGAUAAAGGAAAUACAUUUUUGUUUCUAAUUCAUGCUAAAAAUGUAGUAUGUUUUGGUGAGUAGAUCAAAACGUUGAUCCAGAGAAUGAUCACUGCAGCUCUCUGACUUAUAGGACAACUGGUGUUGUCUUAUUCUAACACACUGCUAACGUCCAUGGAAGACAAGUCUGAAGCAGUUUUUUGUGGAAAUGGGAAAAGGGGUAGGGAGCCUUUAAUAUGGUUACAGUUCCCUAGAUUCACCCUCUGGCUGGCAUGUCAGCCUGAUAAACGGGUUGGUGCCAAGUUGCAAGACACGGAAGAAUCGUCGUGAGUUCUGGAGGAGCUUGAGCAUGAAGUGGUGACACAUGUGAGUAUCUUCUGUCCAGUGGCAGAUUUCUUGGAGAAAAAGUAUGGCAGCCCCACAGUUGUAUGAUGCAUAAGUACAAAAACAGCGAAGCAAAAAUUUGUCUCAUAGACAAACAUAUUGUGUUUAUAGGAGAUUCUAGAAUUCGACAGCUGUUCUAUUCAUUUAUAAAACUCAUAAAUCCUCAAGUCAAAGAAGAAGGAAAUAAGCAUGGAAAUAUCCCUUUUGAAGAUAAAUCUGCUUCAAUUAAAGUGGAUUUCCUGUGGUAUCCAGAAGUUAAUGGCUCUAUGAGGCAACGUAUAAAAUCUUGGACUGAGAGUUCUGUGGCAAAACCUCAUAUAAUUGUAGCAGGAGCUGCCACGUGGUCUAUCAAGAUUCACAAUGGCAGCAGUGAAGCCCUCACACAAUAUAAAAUCAAUAUCACUUCAAUUGCACCUCUUUUGGAAAAAUUAGCAAAAAGCAGUGAUGUUUACUGGGUCUUACAAGAUCCCGUUUAUGAAGAUAUGCUAAGUGAAAGUCGGAAAAUGAUCACUAAUGAGAAAAUAGAUGCUUAUAAUGAAGCAGCUGUUCGUAUUCUGAACAGCAGCUCCCGAAAUUCCAAAGCUAAAGUUAAAGUGUUCAGUGUAUCAAAAUUGAUAGCACAAGAAACUAUCAUGAAGUCUGCAGAUGGCCUGCAUCUCCCUGAAUCAAGUAGAGAUACAAAUGCGAUGAUUCUUAUGAAUGUCUACUGCAAUAAGAUAAUGAAGCCCAUUGAUGGUUCCUGCUGCCAGCCUCAGCCUCCUCUCACUCUGAUACAGAAGUUAGCUUUCUGUUUCUUUACUUUGUCCAUUAUUGGAUAUUUAAUUAUCAGUUUAAUUCAUCGGAAUAAUUUUCGGAAGAACAAAUCGUGCACUGAUUUGGAAAGUGGAGAAGAGAAGAAACCUGCUCUCAGCUCUCCUAAUGUUUCUACUUUAGAGAUGCUCUUACACUCUUUCUGCAAACUUGGUCUAAUCAUGACCUAUUUUUAUCUAUGUGACAGAGCAAAUCUUUUCAUGAAGGAAAAUAAAUUUUAUACGCAUUCAUCUUUCUUCAUACCAAUCAUCUAUAUCUUGGUUUUGGGGGUGUUUUAUACCGAAAAUACUAAAGAGACUAAAGUGUUAAAUAGAGAACAGACUGAUGAGUGGAAGGGCUGGAUGCAACUUGUUAUUUUGAUUUAUCAUAUCUCUGGAGCAAGCACUUUUUUGCCUGUGUACAUGCACAUUCGAGUUCUGGUUGCUGCAUAUCUGUUCCAAACAGGUUAUGGACACUUCUCUUAUUUUUGGAUAAAAGGGGACUUUGGUGUAUACAGAGUGUGUCAGGUUUUAUUUCGUCUCAAUUUCUUAGUUGUGGUUCUGUGCAUAGUGAUGGACCGACCUUACCAGUUCUACUACUUUGUGCCAUUGGUCACUGUCUGGUUUAUGAUCAUAUAUGCCACUUUAGCUGUAUGGCCUCAGAUAGUCCAGAAAAAAGCAAAUGGGAACUGCUUGUGGCACUUUGGUUUACUGCUGAAACUGAUUGGUUUACUGACAUGUAUAUAUUUUCUGUCCUAUUCUCAGGGCGCAUUUGAGAAAGUAUUUUCUUUUUGGCCGUUGUCCAAGUGUUUUGAACUGAAUGGGAAUGUCUAUGAAUGGUGGUUUAGGUGGAAGCUGGAUCGCUAUGUGGUUUUUCAUGGGAUGCUGUUUGCUUUUAUUUAUCUGGCAUUGCAGAAACGUCAGAUGAUAUCAGAAGGAAAGGGAGAGCCUCUUUUCUCCAACAGAGUUUCAAAUGUUUUAUUAUUUAUUUCAAUUGUAUCUUUUUUGACCUACUCUAUUUGGGCUAGUAGCUGUAAAAACAAGACAGAGUGCAAUGAACUACAUCCCUCUGUUUCUGUGGUGCAGAUUCUAAGUUUCAUCCUCAUCAGGAACAUUCCUGGGUAUGUCCGAUCUGUGUAUAGCUCCUUCUUUGCCUGGUUUGGCAAAAUUUCUCUAGAGCUUUUCAUUUGCCAAUACCAUAUUUGGCUGGCAGCAGACACAAAGGGGAUCUUGGUGCUCAUUCCUGGAUAUCCAAUGUUCAAUGUUCUUGUCAGCACUUUUAUAUUUGUGUGUGUGGCACAUGAGAUUUCUCAGAUCACUAAUGAUCUAGCACAGAUUGUGGUUCCUAAAGAUAACUCAGCUCUGCUGAAAAGAUUGCUAUGCAUAGCUGGAUUUUUUUUUGGACUACUACUCUUUUCAGUAGUGCCAGAUCAGUCAAGGCAUUAACUUGGAAAGAUCCUUGGAAAGAAGACAUUGAAAUGAAACAUGGAAAAUGUAUACAGUGGAAGUGUACAUACUUUGUGUGGAAACAGCCGUCUCAAAUGAUCUGAGAAACAAGAAUGCACUGUACAGAAUUGCAUGUGAAAAUGAGUCUUUUCUACUGGAUAUAUGCUUAUGUUUACAUAUCUGUUUGAACAUGACACGAGGAAGUGAAGUUAAAUGGUUUUAUCACAUGGGAAUCAUGGAGUGAACUUGACCCUGAGUCAGCCAGAGGAAGAGUGGCUGUUCCUAGAGCUCUGCCUGCAUGUAACACGUGCUGUUACCAUUCUCAUCAAGGAACAAAAAAGGGCUCCUUCAUGAAUGGCCAUCUUUAGCUGGUGUGAAACAUGUAGCUACUGGUAAGCCAGGGCAUUUUUUCUGAACAAAUGGUAAUUUUUUGUUUAGAAAUUAGUAUUUUGGGUGGAGAUACUAUAUAUAUGAAGCCCUUUAUACGUGGAACUUGAGUCAUCACCAAUUCAAUGAUUUAAGAUUAUAUACAAGUUUACAUAAUAUUUUAUGGAUUGUUGUUUGGUUUUUUUAGAAAUUUAAUUUUUUUUCAGCAAAUAUGGUGAAUUCUGAGGUGAUUUUUUUAUAGAGAGAGUAUUUGAUUUUUUUUUCUAAAAUUCUUUUAAUAAAUAACUGUACAGUUCUCUGUACAAUCCCAGUGAACAAACAGAUUAAAAAUUUUCAGAGUCUCAGUUGAAGAUAGAGAAUUCUUGGAAAGCCUCCAGAUUUUUCAAUUCAGAUGAAAUUCCAUCAUAUCCACUCCAAAGGACAGUGAGGAAGCUAAAGAACAGGGGAAUGGUGAUCUUUGAACCUCUCUCUGAGUUUGUAAGUGACCUUGAACUAGGUUUCACUAGGGAACUGGUGCCAUAUUCUAUCCUGUAAUAGUAUUUUAAUUUAAAAGGAUGCAAGUUAAUCUGUUGGUGUCACAAGGAGGAGGGACUGAGUGGUCAUCUUGUUGCAUGCAGAUGGUUGAGUCUCAGAAUUACAAGUGAAAUGAGAUAGGAGCUGUUUGGAGGACCCUUUUUUCCCAUCCUUUUUAGCAGGCCCAUCUAUCUUAUUAACUCCUGCCUAAGUAAAAUUGAAAGAAAUAGCCCUUCAGUGUGACAGUGACAAGCCGUAAUUCACGUUGCACUUACUCAAUGAAAUGAUGGCCCUAUCUUUGCUGUUUGUGGCUUUGGUUCAAGUGAUAGUUUGACCUCUAGCUGCUUCUUCAUUUUAUUCUUCUACUGAUUACUUGUUACCAGUCAAAACACAAGCACAGUUUUCUAAGCAUAUAUGCCAUUAUGUAUUAUUAUAAACAAUAUGAAUCCUAAUUUGUACUGUAUGUACAUACUAUCAAGUAUGUUUUUGAUCUUAUCCUAGUUAAAAAAAAACAGAAAUUGAACUUGCAACCAUCAAUGAGUUAAAAAAAAAUAUGUGGAAAAAACCUGCUUGCAUUUUUUUUUUUGAUGGAGAGCAGUUUCUUUUGAGGAAUGACCAGUCAUUCAUCAUAAAAAAGAAAAAUUCCUUCCCUUCCUCCAAAGUCAGCAGUUUUACUAAGUCUGCCAGCUAUUUUUAAGCUAUUGGAAAGACACACAGCUAUUUGUUCUUUAUGUGCAUUACUUCCAGUGUUUGGGAAUUUAAGCUCCUUGAUCAGGGCUUUGAGUGGCUGAAGAAGCGGUGUAGGUGAACACUGUAGGGGGGGGAGGCUAGGAUGCAUAACCUUCAUCUAUGCCAGUAACAGGAGCAGUGGGGACUGUGAGUUUGAGGGGUAGCUUUUGUUUUGUUCUUCACAAUAUAUUGUAGAUAUAAUUUUAUUUAUGUGUUGUACAGACUUGGUUAAAAGAUUUAUUUUUCAUGUUUGAAAUAAUGCACUUGUUUACUAUGACUUUUUGUGGGAUAAAUAUAUUUUGUUUUCAAGUUAUGUAAAAAUAUGAAGUAAUUUAAACAUUAAAUAAACGUGCUGUGGAUGCUUA